CAGGAACUCUAAACUCUAGCAGAGCACACCUUUGGUCAUGAAGAGGAAAUAUCAGGAAGCAACCCCCCAAGAGGCGGUUCACGCAUCACGGCAAUCCCAAGUCUAUGGCAACCCUUCAAAACCAGCAAAGAAACCCCGCAGAUUCGAGCCUCCAGUUCAGAGAAAGCAAGCGCAUGCAUCAAGCGUGAAUGCCAUAAAGAAGAGAGUCCGCGAUGUGACGAGGAAACUGGAGCGUGCAGAAGAUCUACCAGCAGAUGUGCGAGCAGAAGAUGAACGGGCACUGGCCGCAUACCAGCAAGAACUGGCAUCUGCACAGGCAGAGAAGACUAGACAAAAGAUGAUUAAGAAGUAUCACAUGGUUCGUUUCUUCGAGCGUCAGAAAGCUACGAGAUUACUGAAAAAGCUGCGGAAAUGUUUACUGGCUGCCGAAUCAACAGAAGAAGUCGAGACAUUGAAGGCUCAGAUGCACGUAGCUGAAGUCGACCUCAACUACACCCAAUACUGUCCCCUCAGCGAGGUUUAUGUCAGCCUUUAUCCUCCGAAGGCCUCGUCUCCUAAUGAUCCGGAUUCUUCGAAGGAGGUUGAAUCGAAGCCGAAGCCACCAAUGUGGGGCGAGGUGGAGAAAUGCAUGGAGGACGGGACUCUCAAUCGUUUGAGAAACAGGAUAUCAGUUGGCCCGGCUCAAGUCUCGAAAUCUUUGGAGAGAAAACCAAUAAAGGCGAAACCACAACCCCCUCCGGUGGACAUGACUGGAAUGAAUCGGAGGGAAAGGAGGAGUCAACGCGAGGCUAAGGAUUCCAGGACUAAGAACAAGUCCAUGGCAUUUGCGAAGAACGAAGCAUUCGGUGCUUUGCAAAAUGCAACGGGCAAUGAGAAUGCUGGCCAGGCUGAUGAUGACAGUGAUGGUGGUUUCUUUGAGCAGUGAGGAAGAGAAUGGACGGUCAUGGAAAGCAUUGCUCGGCGUUAACGUGUUUCAUGAUACCCUGGUAUAGCAUUUAAGUAAAAGGACAAGGCUUUUAAAAACUCUCUGGGCAUCCCGUGUUCACGAUCUGAAUAAGCUCAUGGUAGCUGAUAAUCAUCGAUUGCAAGUGCACUAGACACUCUCACACAAGCUGAAGCAUUAUGGGUUCG
Messenger RNA from Hyaloscypha bicolor E, 1131 nucleotides. RefSeq lists its product as uncharacterized. Gene Ontology annotation, cellular component: preribosome, small subunit precursor; nucleolus. NCBI's taxonomy places the organism in Eukaryota, Fungi, Ascomycota, Leotiomycetes, Helotiales, Hyaloscyphaceae. Bases 38 to 925 code for a protein of 295 amino acids. The transcript has 2 exons. The record is from RefSeq and is a predicted model, not a curated record. Gene Ontology annotation, biological process: maturation of SSU-rRNA from tricistronic rRNA transcript (SSU-rRNA, 5.8S rRNA, LSU-rRNA).